This is a messenger RNA of Python bivittatus (Burmese python), 3301 nucleotides long. RefSeq lists its product as uncharacterized. The record is from RefSeq and is a predicted model, not a curated record. Lineage: Eukaryota; Metazoa; Chordata; Lepidosauria; Squamata; Pythonidae.
CUGCUGCUGCUGCUGCUCGGCCUGCCGGGCGCGCCUCGGCAGGGCGAGCCGGAGCGGAGUAGGAGGCAAGUUUGCAGCCGCCGCAUCGCGCGGGUCUCCCCUGCAGAGGGGGGGCCCUGGGCGCGCGAUCCCCGGGAUGGGGGGCGGGAAACCCGCGUUCUGCAAAGGGGAUCGGGAGGUCUGAAGCAUCCCGCCCCCUCCCUGGGGGUUUUAGGAUUGCAAUCCCUAUCGUCCCGUGGCUGGGAAUCCUGGGAGGUGUCACCCCGGCGCACCUGGAGGGCGCCAAGUUGGGGAAGGGCGGGGCUAAAAAUCAGAAAGCGGGGACGGUAUGGAUCGUGUCAGGGGACGGUUCUAGUUGUGCGGGGUCUCUCGGGCCCGUCGUUGCGACUUAGAAGCAAACGCUGCGUGCUCUCCCUCUUAGAAUGAAGGGGGGGGGUCCUAAGCAAGCCCCUCAGCCUUCUUAUAGGUGUGAUGGCCCCCGGGGCUUGCGGACAGGAGGGGCUCCAGUGCUCGGGAAUUCCCAGGCAAUGUGGCCUUCGUAGUUUCGGCCGGUAGGAACUGGUCUGGAUUGCAGUGUCUUCUGCCUACUCCCGUUUCCAGAGUUGCAGCUGGGUUAGUUCUAAACCGCAGCUCCAGACCGGAUCUGCUGGCCUGUAUGAAUGAAACGCCUUCUCAGCAGGUGGCAGCACUUACCUGGCAGGUGACCUUGGCUGAAUCUGGAAGUUAAGCAGGGUUGGCCUGGGUCAGUGUACGGAUGGGGCCUGCCAGGGCUGCAGGCUAGCCUGGGAAGUCAUCGCCAUCAUCACCACCGCCCUCAGAGAAUUGCAGAGCACUUCUUCUCCCAAGAGGAUUGCAGGGAUGUGGCCAAAUAGCCGGGCACAAUGGAUUUGGUGGCAGGGAUGGAUCUUGGGGCUGAAAUCGAAGUGACCGAAGAUGGGGCCCUGGAAGAAUUGCCUCUGCAUUUGGAAAAUGCCCAGAAUUGCCUCUGCUGGGAAUCCUUGGACAUCUCCAGCAGCGAUGAUGAUGGGGAAGCCCAUUUGACCUUCUUCUUGCCUGUCAGGCGGCCCCCACGACCUGUCCAGCGCCGUCCGGUUCACCGCCCCACGGUCCCUCCAGCCACUGCUAAAUUGUCUGCUGCUGAGAAAUGGAUCCCUCCCUUGUUCCCUUGCCCUUUGCGCCCUGGAGGUCCUCCCCCUCCCGGAAUACCAGCCUUCGGUGCCUACCAGUGCCAGAAGUGCCUGCAGGUCUUCAUGGAGGAGUGGCACUACACCCAGCACCUCCAGGACCAUGCUCAGGAGGAGGAGGUGGCCCAGCUGCAUGCAGCCCAGAACCCGAUCCGCCCCCCGUCCCCACCCCGCAAGCUGCGCUGCUUAGAGUGUGGCAAGCGGUUCCUGCGCCCGGAGCAAUUUGCACGGCACACCAAGUGGCACCUGAAGCUGGUGCGUCUGGGCAUCAAAGUCCGCCACAGAAAGGGAAGUCGGCGGUCCUCCCAAGUCUCUUAUGUUUACAAGCCUCUGGGCGGCAGCAGGAGCCCCUCGGAAGGGAAAGAGGCCUCUGACCUUCCAGUCGUACAGGAGAUCCUCAGGCAGCCGGCCAGCUUGCAGGUUCCCAGGCCUCAAAGGACAGGCAAGCGCAAAGCCAUCAAGCAGCAGAAAACGAUGAGCGCCGAGAUGUGGCAGCAUCAGGACCUGUUCAGCUCCACCCAGUCUGGGAGCUCCAUGGCUAUCCUAGAUGGGGCCUCUGGGGUAAAUCUUCUGCAGCCUUGGCAGAAGCAGGAGGGUGUCCUGGAAGGCCAAGUAGCUGGGGGCCUUUUCCAGCCAGCCAUCAUGAAUGCGGAAAACCAGAUCAUCAUCCUGGAUGGCGACGAGGCAGAGGCCGUGCCUGUUGCACCGGAGCGGCAUUACGCCGAGCUGCAGGCAACCGUAUUCGACAGCCAGGGGAGCACGAACACCAUGCAGCCUGUGUUCCUAAGAACCGAAGAGCAGGCGGCCAUCGUGGAUACGCCGGUUAGCAUGAAUCCUCUGCAGGUUGGUGGGGUCAAGGACCCGGCGGCCAUUGGCCCUGGGUGGGUUGGCCAGAAUCCUUGUACUGUUUACCGGACUGUGCUGCUCCAGGCGGAGGAGCAGGCGGCUCUCGUGGACGGCCAAGCGGAGUGCAGCCCUUUCCAGCAAGUGAUCAUUAAGACAUCCGAGGACUCGCCUGCGCUCUACUUGGAUCCGGAUCCUCAGAUUUCUUCUCUGGACCCAACCACCUUCCAUUUGGUCCCUGAGCCUCAAUAUGUAACCUUCCCUUACGGGAAUUCCUUACCUCUGGACCACAACGAAGCCACAGAUGAAGGAGAAAAGGCUUGGGAGUCGCAGGCAGCGAGCUUCCACUUCCCAGGUUAUUUGCCCAAUUUGUACCAGGCAAGCAGGCAGCCCCCUCCCCCAGCGACCACCAGUCCCAAAAGUCCCAUGGUGGUGCGGCUGCUGCCUUGCGCUACAGGGGACCAUCCUGAGGUCUUAGACCUGGAGUACGAUACCGGGGGUGGCAUUCCAGUAGCCUCUGAGCCGUGGGACAUGAACUUGCAGGCUGGGCAAGAGGCCCUCAGUCCCAAAGAGGCGGCAGAAGAUAGCUUCAUUGUGGUGGAAAUGGAGGGCGAGUCAGGCUGUCAAGGCUCGGUGGUGGUCAAGCAGCAUGACCACCCCAGGCAGCAGACCUUCCAGCCAGCCAAAAAGCCGCCCCCUCGAAACAGCAGCAUCUGGCGCUUUAAGUGCCCCGACUGUGGGGUGUGCUAUAGCCAGCUCUCCCAGCUCCGCUCGCACCAGAAGGGGCAGAAACGCCGAGGACGGAGCUUCCUGUGCGAAUGUGGGUCUCCCUUCCGUGGCCUCCUCCAUCUCCUGCGCCACCAGCUCCAGCACCUGGAGCAAGCCCUGUUUAUUUGCGCAGCCUGUGGGAAGUCGCUCAGAGGACACGUGGGCUUGCAAAGACACAACUCCUGCCAUCCUGGCCUGGCCCGUUUCAGCUGCCCUUGUGGCGUCAGCUUCCGACGCUUGUCCCGUUACCUCUGGCAUCACGUCAGAAGCCAGCGGCCUGGCUUGCGGGUGUAUACGCUUGCAGGUUUCCUCUCCUCCACCUGAGCCGGGUGGGCAGGUGGGGCUGGCACAAGGAGGGGCAGGAGGCACCUCUCUUUCAAGAGAAGAUUGGUCAGCCUGUUUGCUGAAGGUUGCUGUCUGAUGUUUGUUUCAUUUCUCCCAAUGUAAUUAUGAGGAUGGUAAUUAAACAGCCGAGAUCCUGAGCCCCUAAUGUGUUGCUUACCUGU